This is a messenger RNA of Cyanistes caeruleus (blue tit), 411 nucleotides long. The record is from RefSeq and is a predicted model, not a curated record. NCBI's taxonomy places the organism in Eukaryota, Metazoa, Chordata, Aves, Passeriformes, Paridae.
UCCCCCCCAGGACAUCCGGAACACGGUGGGGAACAUUCCCAUGGAAUGGUACCGGGAUUUCCCGCACCUGGGAUACGACCUGGACGGGAAAAGGAUCUUCAAACCCCUGCGCAGCAGGGACCAGCUGGAGCUCUUCCUGGAAAAGAUGGAAAACCCGGAAUACUGGCGCUCCGUGGAGGACCCCCAGACGGGCGCCGAGGUUCCGCUCUCGGAGGAGCAGCUGGAGCUGAUCCGGCGCCUCCAGAGCGGCCAAUUCGGGGAUCCCGAAUUCGAUCCCUACCAGGUCAGCCCGGAACCGCCGGAAUUCCCACCGGGAAUGCUGGGAAGGGCCGGAAUUCCCGCCGGGAAUGCUGGGAAGGGCCGGAAUUCCCACCGGGAAUGCUGGGAAGGGCCGGAAUUCCCACCGGGAAU